Rattus rattus (black rat) is the source of this 273-nucleotide messenger RNA. Its product is annotated as 60S ribosomal protein L35-like. Gene Ontology annotation, cellular component: cytosolic large ribosomal subunit. The transcript has 2 exons. Gene Ontology annotation, molecular function: structural constituent of ribosome; mRNA binding. Gene Ontology annotation, biological process: maturation of LSU-rRNA from tricistronic rRNA transcript (SSU-rRNA, 5.8S rRNA, LSU-rRNA). The record is from RefSeq and is a predicted model, not a curated record. The coding region runs from base 1 to 273 and encodes 90 amino acids. NCBI's taxonomy places the organism in Eukaryota, Metazoa, Chordata, Mammalia, Rodentia, Muridae.
AUGAACAACACAGCGGUGGCCAAGAUUAAGGCUCUGGACCUGAGUGGCAAGAAGGAGGAGGAGCUGUUGAAACAGCUGGAUGAUCUGAAACUCAAAAGGAAAAACCUCAGGAAAUUCUACAAGGGAAAGAAGUACAAGCCCCUGGACCUGUGGUCCACGAAGACUGGAGCCGAGCGCCGCAGGCUCCCCAAGCACGAAGAGAAACUGAAGACCAAGAAACAGCAGCGGAAGGAGCGGCUGUACCCACUGCGCAAGUGCGCAGUCAAAGCCUGA